CAUUCUCCAUUGCAUUUUGUCUUGAUACUGGGUGGUUGACUUUUGUGCUUUCCCUUGUUGUGAAUUCUUCGUAGAAGACAAGCGCUGGAAAACGGAAGCGUAUGGAGCAGUGCAACCGUAGGCUGGAGCUCGGCCUUCUUGACGAAUUAGAUGAAGACGAUGAUGACUGCCUUGUACUACAAUCUGAAGGAAGGAAGAUGGAAAAACAGCUGGCACGCUGCCAAAUGGAGCUUCAUCGCUACAGAAAAGCUAACUUAGCCCUUCAGGAAGCUCUGGCUGCAAAAGUGAUCGAGGCAGACUUCCUGAGGACAUCACUUCACUGUGGUUGCUGCCAACGACGUGUUAUGAUGCCAGGUGGUCAGGUCCACAAUCAGCCCGUAGUGGUCAGCACCUUUGAAGGAGCUACAGCCGGCAAGGGCGUUCUCAGGUGGGGUGGUGACUGUACCAUCCCUGAAGCCACCAUUAGUACCUUUGAAGGAGCUGCAACAAGUAAGGCCGUUGCCCUGAGGGUUGAUGACGCUCCCAUGCCUACAACCGGCAUCAGUGCCUUCGAAGGAGUUACAACAAGCAAUAACGUUCCUGGGCAGGCUGACUCUGUGACAUGUGGCAUGGCCUGGGAGACUGACAGUGGAGGCGCAUUGGAAACUGGCACCGGAAUCCCUCAAGAUGCUGCAGAAAUGGAGCGGGAACCUUUGAUGUGCAUCGGAAGUCCUGUGCAGACGGCAUGAUGCGAUACCCGCAGAAAUGCUCAACGUGGCUUUGGCGUCACAAGUGAUAGCAGGCAUAACGUGGAAUGCCAGGAGGAACGGUUUCACAGUGGAUCAGCUGGGAAGCAGUGCAUUGUUUCUCC
Ornithodoros turicata is the source of this 850-nucleotide messenger RNA. RefSeq lists its product as uncharacterized. Bases 102 to 728 code for a protein of 208 amino acids. Lineage: Eukaryota; Metazoa; Arthropoda; Arachnida; Ixodida; Argasidae. The transcript has 8 exons. The record is from RefSeq and is a predicted model, not a curated record.